Molecule: messenger RNA, 1513 nt
Organism: Sebastes umbrosus (honeycomb rockfish)
Lineage: Eukaryota; Metazoa; Chordata; Actinopteri; Perciformes; Sebastidae
Gene: igsf5b
Product: immunoglobulin superfamily, member 5b
Exons: 10
Coding region: 154-1089 (311 amino acids)
Biological process (GO): cell-cell adhesion
Source: RefSeq, a predicted model, not a curated record
UUAACGGGACAGUUUUGGGUAACAUGGUUGAGCACCCAGCAUGAGAAAGGAGCAUCAUCAUUGACAUGUGUCCACCGCUGCUGAUCCAGAGAGACACCAGACUGAGGUCCAUUCAGCCUUGAACGAUGGAUUGACUGGAUCAACUGAUUAAACAUGGACAUCUUUUCUCUGUUGCUGCUGCUUCUUUCAUGCAGGAUUCAAGUAGUUGGAGCUCAGAUGAAGCUGUCACCUGAAACACUAACCGUCCUGCGAGGGGAGGAGGCCCGAUUUACCUGCAGCACCUCCAACCCCAAGUGGACCGUUAUGAUAUGGCAGCUGAAUAGUACACCGGUUGUCACCAUCUCCAAGGAGACUGGUGUCCUGCCCUCCAUCAACCCUAAUGUGACGGCCGAGACAAGCCCCGUCUCACAGGGAGACAGCUGGGUGUUGGUCCUGAAGAACACAGAGAGGCACAACCAGGGACAAGUGACCUGUAUCCUCAUGAGCAUUGAAGAGAAAACAGCAAGCCUGUUUGUACAAGAAAAGGGCAGCGUGAAAGUCGUUGGGGACGACAAGUUGGCUUUUAAGGGUCAGUUGGUCCUGUUUGAAUGUCAAGCAGCCGGAUGGUUCCCUCAACCCACUUUGCAAUGGCAGGUGAAUAACAAAAAGGUGAGCCAGGGUGAAUACAACAUCAGCAGUGAAGAGUCGGGUAAGAGCCUCUUCACUGUGACCAGCAACCUCAAUGUUACGGCAACGAAGAGUUCUCAAGUGGAUUGUCUGGCCUCUGUGUCUGCCCUCCCCACACCGCUGAAGAGCGGCGUCCGUCUGACAGUCGUUGCAGAGGUGGUGCAGGAGGAAGGAGACUGCACAGUCCCUCUGGCAGUAACGGCCUCCCUCUCUGUCUUUCUGCUGCUCCUCCUGCUCUGCGUCUGCUCCCUCCUCUUGUACCGACACAGGAGACAAGCAAAACCGAGCCCACAGGAGGCAAUAAGGUUCGACCAAUCGGUGAGCGGGAGAAGCUCGGUUGCUGAGGCGACUGGUGGGAAGGUCAACAUGGGAUACUCUGGUGAGGGCCCCACAGGUGAGAGAAUGCAGUUUACAAUGAGCUAAUCAUGGAAACUCGUAGGCAGGAGGAAUUUGUCGGCUUUCACAAGGUCCCUGAUGUGGUGUAUUCCAGCAACCUUUCUCUACACAAUGAGAGCCCUGCAGUCCAGGUGUGUGUACCAGAGGAAAGCUCCAAGAAUGUCAGGAGGAUUACCACAGUUUAAACAUGUGUAUUAUGAUAUUAUUUAAUAUAAAACAUAUGACAUUAAUGAUGUACACCACAGUGUACAGUACAGCAUUUACAGGUGGGCCACUCACCAGUGUUUGUACGGUAUAAUGUAAUUUUUGUAAAGCUAGACGCUAAUGUUCUUUGAUCUUUAGCUAAAUGUGUACAGCACAAUUAUUUUGUAAAAUGUCAACUCUUUUGUUUAUAUACACAAAAACGCAUUUUUUAACAAUUUUCAAUAAAUUCUAUUUUUGUGUUCCUUUA